Molecule: messenger RNA, 1392 nt
Organism: Zygosaccharomyces rouxii
Lineage: Eukaryota; Fungi; Ascomycota; Saccharomycetes; Saccharomycetales; Saccharomycetaceae
Gene: SVF1
Product: Svf1p
Exons: 1
Coding region: 1-1392 (463 amino acids)
Biological process (GO): response to oxidative stress
Cellular component (GO): cytoplasm
Source: RefSeq, a predicted model, not a curated record
AUGUUAAAAUGGAUUCAAGGUGGUAUAUCCGCCGUAACUGGUAUUGCUGAACCGGAAUACGGUUCUGAUUAUAUUCAUUCCGUAGCGGAUAGAGUCAAAGGAAAACAGCCUUAUAAAGAAACGAGUAGAGAAGACCUUUACUGGCUAAACCCAGAUUAUACCAACGUUGAAACUGCUACAUUUUACUUUACCAACAUAAAAACAGGUGUGUUAGGUUUUGCUCAAAUCAUCCAUUCAAACAUUAUUGGUCUUCAUACCCAGGCCCAAUUUACAUUUAGAGUCUAUAAUGCGAAGGAAGGUAAAGAAGCUUUAAAUCUGUGGACCUCAACAAAAUUAGAAAAUUUUAGAAUUGACGGACCAAAUUUCUAUGCCGAUAAUCUAUCGGUUGAAUUGGAUCAAGAUAGCAAGACGUAUCAUUUUAAGAGUGAUGUUAACGAAAAGUCAAAAGUAGAUUUAACUUUUACAAAACUAACGCCUGGUUGUAAAGUUGGUGAUGAUCCCUCCACCUAUUACGGUGAUAAUAUUGAAGAACCUUGGGGUCGAAUGAGACAUGUCUUUUGGCCUAGGAAUAAAGUCACAGGUAAGAUUGAUAUAAAAGUGCCAGUAAAGCAACAAGCAUCAGAGGAGCAUAAAGACAUUAAGGGUGAACAAACGUCGCAAGAUACAAGGCAAAAAGAUCGAGAGUCGGCUGAAGAAAAGGGAACAAGCGAAGAGAAUGAAGAAGAAGAAGAAGAAGAAGAACUUGAAGAUCUUCAUAUCAAAUUCACAGAUGAAAGUCCUGCAUUAUCCAUGUUCGUAAUGGCAUUCCAAGGAAUGAAACCACAUCAUGCUGCCAAGGCAUGGAAUUUCCUCUACUUCCAUUCUGAAGACCACACUGCAGUUCUGAUGGAGUUUAUCACACCCAAAUCAUACGCUAACACAAAGGUUUCGGUAGGGAUUAUCACCAGCAAGAACGAAGUCUUAAGCGUUAGUGUUAACAAUGAUUUUCGCCAUUUGAACAGCAGCGUAGACUCUGUAGGAUGGAAUGUUCCUAAAAACCUUUCUGUUAAAUUCAAUGGGUUCAAGAGUACAGCCCCAGAUGAAAAAAUUGCUGCUAUUACCAAUUCACCAACUAAACAAGAAAAAUAUGAUAACGAUACCCAAUUACAUGCUACUGUAGAAGGUAAGCUAGACCAGUUGGUUGAAAGAAUCGAUGUUAUGAAUGAAAUUCCAAAUUUUGUCAAAUCAAUCGUAUCUGGUGUAGCAGGUACAAAACCAUACAUUUACCAAUAUGCAGAUGAGUUUACGCUGCAAUUUCAAGAUGCAUCAAAGGAAAAAGGUUUGGCUUGGGUCGAGGUAACUUUCAUCUCCGAAGGUGAGACAGUUACCGACGAAUCCUAUAAUGAAGCCUAA